GGUCCCGCAAGAGUUGUCGCCUUUCUCAUCCAAUCAGAAAAACUAAAACCAGAUCCGUAACCUACGUAUACUCGAGGGGAUACACUAGGAACAUGGCAUACAACACCCCCAUGUGACCAUCGCUGUUCGGCAUCCUACUAGAAUACAAGACUGAAGGGAAGCAUCAUUGACAAUUGUUAUAUUCCUUCCCUGCGUCGCUUACACGAUGGCACCUAUUAUCACUGUGCGGUGGUAUCCUUGACUUGAAUCCAUAUGACUGACUAUUUUCAUUUCUUUCACGCAGCAAUGGUCCAGACUUAUUCGCUUUGUUGCUAUCGAGACUUCUCGUGUGCAUAUCGGACAGCCCGUGGAUUCUACCCUGGAUGGUAAGUCGGGAGUAUCCCCGCAGGUCAUCAAGUUACCGACGACUUCAAGUUGGUCUAGCGGCAUACCAGGGAAGGCCAAUCGAGGCUUAUGAGAUACUCGGUUCUGCUCUUGAUCCAUUCGCACAAUUGACCAACAAGACUCUCACCGUCAAGCAGUUAUUGGCUCCGCUGUCUGGAGAAGAUGUCAAGGUCGUCCGAUGCUUGGGCCUUAACUAUCCAGCGCACGCAAAUGAAGGGAAAGUAGAAGCGCCGAAGUUUCCUAACCUUUUCUAUAAGCCAGUCACAUCGCUUAUUGGACCCCUUGAACCUGUGAUCAUUCCUGCGGUCGCGCAACCUCCUGCGGUACACCAAUCCGACUACGAGGCUGAAUUUACUGUUGUCAUAGGCAGAGCAGCUAAGAAUGUCACUGAAGCCGAAGCUUUAGACUAUGUCCUUGGAUAUACCGGCGGUAAUGAUGUGUCUUUUCGACAGCAUCAAUUUUCGGUCUCUCAGUGGGGUUUCUCCAAAGGUUUUGACAAUACAAAUCCCUUUGGUCCAUGUUUAGUUGCCGCGUCAUCUAUUCCUGAUCCUCAAACUGUGGCCAUUAAGUUUACACUGAAUGGUAACACCGUCCAAGACGGAAAUACCGCCGAUCAGCUUUUUAACGUUAAAAGGACGAUUGCUUAUCUGUCACAAGGCACGACGUUACAGCCGGGCUCAAUCAUUAUGACCGGUACUCCUAGUGGCGUUGGGUUCGUCCGAAAUCCACCUCUCUACCUUAAAGAUGGGGAUCAAAUGUUGACUUGGAUGGGCGGUGGAAUUGGUACGCUUGCAAACAGCGUUGUAGAGGAGAAGACUACGACUCUUCUGUCAGACUGAGGCAACUGAAGUAUAAUAUACAUAUCCCGAGCAAAUCUGAAACGAGUUUACGGUCUCCCUUAGUACAAGAAAUCAGAAUCAUCUCUUCGCUGUUAGGGCAGUAUCAUAUUUGUACAUUGAUUCGAGCUCUAAAAGCCAUCACGUAGUAUUUCUACGAUGUAUCCCGAUCCUACAACCCUUUAUUCGUCUUACAAACCAAUCGUCGACCAAAAGCUGUACGCUAUAGUAAGUCGUAGCCACAAAAAGCAAAGAAGGACUUACAGCAUCAUCUGGAUCCUCAGGUAUGAUCUCGAACCGCUUGAAUACCGAAGCAAGAGCGAUGUGAAGCUGGACCAUUGCCAAGGUC
Molecule: messenger RNA, 1569 nt
Organism: Desarmillaria tabescens
Lineage: Eukaryota; Fungi; Basidiomycota; Agaricomycetes; Agaricales; Physalacriaceae
Product: fumarylacetoacetate hydrolase
Exons: 6
Coding region: 363-1223 (286 amino acids)
Molecular function (GO): acetylpyruvate hydrolase activity
Source: RefSeq, a predicted model, not a curated record